Messenger RNA from Morone saxatilis (striped sea-bass), 16386 nucleotides. RefSeq names its product microtubule-associated protein 1Ab (gene map1ab). The record is from RefSeq and is a predicted model, not a curated record. Gene Ontology annotation, biological process: regulation of microtubule depolymerization; microtubule cytoskeleton organization; axonogenesis. Gene Ontology annotation, molecular function: microtubule binding; actin binding. The coding region runs from base 2 to 13006 and encodes 4334 amino acids. NCBI's taxonomy places the organism in Eukaryota, Metazoa, Chordata, Actinopteri, Moronidae. Gene Ontology annotation, cellular component: neuronal cell body; microtubule; dendrite. The transcript is spliced from 7 exons.
CAUGGCGAUGGAGUCAGCCUCGGCGUCGGCUCCAGGGGUUGUUGCCAUGGAGAUCCCGGUGCGAGGUGCGCUCCCGGUGGUGGAGGAAGACGAGGGCUACAGCGCGCCGCCGCCGGGGUCCGAGGAGCGACUACGGUACCGCCGAGGAGGAGGGAGACGACGGUGCGGGGUGCCGUUCAACCGGGGCGGCUACUACAUGCUGAUAGUGAUCGGGGAGAUCGGCACGGAGCAGCAGCUGGACGCCGCCAAAGCGCAGAUAGAGCGGGGAAUUCGAUCCUGGGACGUCGACCUCAAGUGCUGCGACCUUGACCAGCAGCUGCAGCUGUUUAUAACUCGUCACUCCGCCCACUUCUCCUCCGAGGUCAGAGGGCAAAGAACUCUUCACCACAGAAGUGAUGUCCUAGAGACUGUGGUGCUUGUCAACCCUUCAGAAGACACUGUUGUAUCAGAGAUCCAGUCUCUAGUCACAGACUCAGCAGGACACAAGCUUCUGGUUUUGAGUGGCCAGAGCUCAGAUCACGGUGGCCUUCUUCUUCAAACUGGGGUUUUCACCUACCAGACCUUUUCUCGUGUUUUUGCUGAUCCUGGGGUCAGUGAAUUAUUGGGCACAACAGCCCCCAAGCAGCAGGCUACACUUACUGUGUCCUGCCGCGGGGAGGUGGGCUGGAGCUCCCUGGGACAGCAUCAGACCCUGCGGGAGUUCCUGGAAUACAAACUAAACCCUGAGCCUGUUCUCCCCAAGAUGGAGGGCGUCACCGAGUUCACAGAGUAUAUCUCUGAGACAGUUGACGUCCCUUCACCUUUUGACCUCCUGGAGCCACCUACUUCAGGAGGCUUCCUGAAACUGUCCAAGCCAUGUUGCUACAUCUUUCCCGGUGGACGAGGAGACUCUGCUCUCUUUGCUGUUAAUGGCUUCAACAUCUUAGUGGAUGGAGGCUCUGAGCGAAAAUCAUGCUUCUGGAAGCUUGUUCGUCACUUGGACCGCAUUGACUCGAUUCUACUCACACACAUUGGCGCUGACAAUCUCCCAGGUAUCAAUGGGCUGCUUCAGAGGAAGAUAGCAGAACAGGAGGAGGAGCAGUCUCAAGGCUCUACCAACUAUAGUGACUGGAUGAAGAACCUGAUCUCUCCUGAACUAGGUGUGGUAUUCUUCAACGUGCCAGAGAAGCUCCGUAUGCCAGAGUCUAAUCUUAAAGUGAAACGCAGCAUCGAAGAGGCCUCGUUGACUUUGCAGUACCUUAACAAACUAGGAAUCAAGCCGGAGCCUCUCUGUCGAGUGGUCAGCAACACCAUUGAGCCCAUUACUCUGUUCCACAAGAUGGGAGUGGGCAGGUUAGACAUGUAUAUUCUCAACCCUGUCAAAGACAGUAAAGAGAUGCAAUUUUUAAUGCAGAAGUGGGCUGGCAACAGCAAGGCCAAAACUGGUAUUGUGCUGCCCAAUGGGAAAGAAGGAGAAAUAUCUGUGCCCUACCUUACAUCAGUUACAGCCUUAGUCGUCUGGCUUCCUGCCAACCCUGCAGAAAAGAUCGUCAGAGUGCUGUUCCCUGGGAAUGCACCACAAAACAAGAUCCUAGAGGGGCUAGAAAAAUUAAAGCACCUUGACUUCUUGCGCUAUCCUGUAGCCACACAAAAGGACAUUGCCUCAGGAGCUCCACCCUCUGUUAUAAAACAAACCAAGUUAAAACAAAGAACCGAUAGCAAAGAGAGUCUCAAGUCCUCCCCGAAGACUACCGCAAAGGCUCCAAAGAAAGAAACUGAAGGACAAGAUGACGUGUCGGCCGCCACAGAGGCAAAGAGUGACUCUGUGAAAGAAAAUAUAUCAGAGAAAAAAGAGGAGAAAAAGCCUACUAAGACUAUAAAAUCUAAAACUGAUGUGCCAGAAAAGAAAAAACUCUUGAAAGAAAAAUCCUUAAAAAAGCACCCUAAAGAAAGGGUGUCAAAAAUGGAUGAGAAAAAGGACAAGGAAAAGAAAGAGAUCAAGAAAAUAAAGAAAGACGACUCCGCUAAAAAAGAUGAAAAGAAGGAGGUCAAGUCCAAAGAGGACAAAAAGAAGGACUCAUCCAAACCUGAGCUGAGAAAAAUUACAAAGCCUGACCUAAAACCACUUACACCAGAAGUCAGGAAGACAUUACAUAAAGCUAAAGUGUCAAGUAAAGCCAAGACUGGAAAAAUCAAAGCGGCAAAGGCAGAACCUGCUGAAACUGCUGAACCGAAGAAAGAGGAGCCAAAACCUGAAACUAUUCAACCUGAACCAACAGAGAAUGUAGCUGUUGAGGGCAUAUCUGCUCCCUCAACUCCUGAAGACCUCACCAAGGAUUUUGACACACUGAAAAAGGAUGACGUAGCUGUAUCAGCAGAGCCACCAGACAGUGACAAGGUUUCAUUGGAGCCAACAGCACAAAGCCUUCCCCAAGAGAACCAGAAGGCACAAGAAACUACUUCUGAAAUUCCACCUGACACAGAGCUUACAGAAAAGGAAGCCUCAGCUCCAGAAGCUGAAGCUGAAGACAAAGAGUCAACACAAGACAGAGAAAUUGAAGAUGCGCAAAAGUUUGAGGAUGAGGGAGCAGCAACUCAGGAUGAGGAAGAGGAGGAGGAGGAAGAAGAAGCCCCAGCUGCUGAAAAGAAAACAGAAGAAGAGGAGGAAGAAGAUAUGGGAAUAGGUGAAGAGGAAGAUGAAUCAAAAUGGAAGGAGGCAAAGGACGAUGGACUUGACAGGAAACAUGAGAUAGAAGAAAUGGAGAAAUCAGAAAAUCUCUCAGCUAUGGUUGUGACAAAAGAAGAGCUACAAAUGACUCCCUCCGAAGAGGAAGAGGAAGCAGUGGAGAAAGCUGAACUGGAGGAGGUAGAAGAUUUAGAUGUAAUAGCAGACGAAGAGAUCAAAGUCAAACCUGAAGAUGCAGCUGAAGAGCAAAUGGUCACUGAAAUUCUGACUGCAUCCAAAGAUGAAGAAGAAGAAGAGGAGGAGGGCUACCUGUCACAUGUUGGAGGGGCCACAGCUCCCAUAACCUCAGUAGCUCAAGGAGCCGCUGCAGCUGAACCCAUCUCCUAUAUCCAAGACGAGACCAUCCCUGGCUACUCUGAGACAGAACAGACCAUCUCUGAUGAGGAGAUUCAUGAGGAGGCAGAGGAGAGGAUUCCACAUCUUCAAUACGAUGUUGGUGCCUAUGACAUCUCUGUUCCAGACCAGACCGAAUCAUUUGUAAACAUUCACGGCAUGAGGGAGAUUCAAGCUGCGGCUAUGACUGAGAAAAGUUUUAUCCCAGGUGUGCAGGAGCAAGUAUCAGUGUUUACCAACAUCAUCACUGCUCCUCUGGCAGAAGAGGAGCAUGUGUCUUCUGCAACGUCCAUCACAGAGUAUGACAAAGUGUCGUCCUUCCCUACUUCUAUCGCUGAAGACCAAUCUGUGGCAUCCGUCACAGCGACCCCAGCUGAAGAACCACCCAAAACCCCCAUUAACCUUUCAACACCACCUGACACUACCCAAAGCAAAGAGCAGCCACACUCUGCAGGAACUCUUUCACCGCCUUCUUUAGAAGAUGACAAACAAUCCAAGUCUCCUGCUGAGGACUUACAACUUCCUGUUGCAGAAGUAAAAGUGGGGGCUAAAGCUCCUGAUGCUCACGAUGAGGAGGAGGAGGAAGAAGAAGAGGAGGAAGAAGACCAAACUCCUAAUGUUGACAUUUCACUUGAAAAACUCCAAGAGGGCUAUGCUUUAUCCCAAUUAUUACAGGAAAAAGAGAGAGAUAGCGAUAAGCUGGCUGGCUCAGUGUCUCCAGUUUCAAUGUCAAUACAAGACACCAAACCAGCUCACCUACCAGUUGAAGAGGAAAAUAUAGAUGUAAUUGCAUCUAAAGAAAUGUCAUCUGUUGUGCCUACUAGACCUUUUGGCUCCGACUCAGUAACUUCAGAGAGUGAAGAGCGCUGCUUCAGUCCAGAUGAUAUCACUGUAAAAAUGGCCUCCCCUCCACAGUCAGGACCACCAAGUGCAUCUCACUCUCCACUUCGUCAGUCGCCAGUGGAAGACAAGAUGAAGGUCUUCCCUGAUUUGGAGCUGCAAAAGCAAGAAAAGCUCCUCGAUGUAGUCACAGCAUCUGAAGACACAACUAAAAAGAAAGAUGAAGCAGAAACAGAGACGCAAAAAGAUGUUGAAAAAAAGAAAGCAGAUCAGCAGGAAGAAGAUGUUUCAACAUCUUUGGACAAAUCAUUUGAGAAGGACAUUAAAGAGGUUCCAAUGAUAGAGACAGAAAAAGACACUUCAUCAUUGCUAAAAGAUGAAGGCAAACAGGCAGAAGCAAUCCCUGUUGUUGCAGGAGUUCAGCCACCUGUGUUAGGAAGGGAUUCCCUUAUCUCAUCUGGACAAAGUGAUGAAGAGGUUGAUGAAGGGUUCAAACAGAAAGAACAUAAAGUACCUGUUCCAGAUACAUUUCCAGAGAAGGAGAGUCGUUUCCUGGAUGACGAUGAUGGCAAGAAGGAUGAUGACAAGAAGGAUGAUGACGAUGAUCAUGGUGAUACACCUGCAGUUAAAACUGUCAUGGUGGAACAGGAGAAAGAAAAGGACGAUACCUCCGAUGUCGUACAAAUCAUGGAUGAGCAGAAACCGAAAUCUGUCAUCCAGGAAGACGUUUCUGCUGUUAAAUCCAUCACAGAUGAAAAAGCCGAGAAAGAGGCAGUAAAGGAUGAUACCUCUGAUACUAAACCUAUCAAAGAAGAGCAAAUUGCAACAGACAUUAUCACUGUUGAGAAAGUCAUUAAAGAUGAACAGAAAGAGCCUGAGAAAGACUACUCUCCUGAAGUCAAAACUACUAUAGAAGCAGAGAUGGAAAUUGUUGCUUCUGAGGCCAAACAAAUCAAAUGUGAGCAGAAGCAGGAAGAUAAAAAACAUGACGAUGAUUUUGAUCUCAAACCCAAAGGUGAGGUUGCUGAGACAGGGGUUAAAAAGGAUGAUGUAUCUGAUAGUAAGAUUUUGAAAGAGGAGAAGAAAGAGACAGAAGAGAGUUAUACUUUUGAUAUGAGCCAUAUAAAGACUGAAGAGAAAGAGACAGAAGAGAGUUAUACUUUUGAUAUGAGCCAUAUAAAGACUGAAGAGAAAGAAACUAAACAGGUCCAUGCUAUAGAUAUCAAGCCUGUUAAAGAUGAGAUGGAGAUAGAGUCAAAGAAAGAUGAUGUGUCCAUUAUUGAGCCUACUAAAGAUGAGGAGAAAAAGGUGACAGAAACAUCUGAUAUCAAAGUGAGCGAUGAUAAGAAAGAAGAAAAAGAGAUGGAAAAGGUAGAUUCUUCUGCUACCAAGCUCUUUACAGAUGACCAGAGAGAAAAUGAGAAAGAGAUUGGUGACAUCAUUGUUGCUAAACUCACCAAAGAAGAAAUUAUUAGUAAGGGCGAUACGUCUGCCAUUACCGUAAAAGAAGAAAAGGGACAAGAUGUUAUCUCAACCAUCAGCCUCACCAAGGUGGAGGAAAAGGAUGUAACAGUGAGUAAAGAUGAGAUUCUUGCUACAAAGCCAACCACCGACCAAGAAAAAGAAAAAGAGACAAGCAAAGAUGAUGACACCAAACUCUCCGGGGAGCAGGAUAAAGAUGUUACAACAAGCGAAGAUUACAUCUUCAAAUCUACUGUAGAAGAAGACAAGAAGGAAGACACAAGUAUACAUGAGACUGCUGCUAUAAAACUUACCAUGGCAGAGGAAAAAGAUAAACUGCCCUGUAAGGAAGAUACUUCUGCUGCUAAACCAACAGUUGGAGAAGAAAAGGAACAAGAGGAAAGUAAAGAGGAUACUGCUGCCAUCAAACUUACCAAGGUGGAGGAAGAGCAUGUUAUAGUAUGUAAAGAUGAUUUCUCUGCCACAUCAACCAUGGUAGAAGCAAAGGAGAUACUUAAGGAUGUUGUCAAACCAGUCAUGGAGGAAGAAAAGGGGCAAACAGAAACAAAUAAAGACAAAGAUGUUCCUCUUCCUGUCAAACCUGCCCAGAUUGAGGAAGAGGAUGUAAUGGUGAGCAAAGAUAUUUCCGCUGUCAAAACAUCCAAGGACGAAACAACCACAAAGGAGGACAUUUUUGUUGUUAAACCUACCACACAAGACGAAAAGGAAAAAGAAAUCAGCAAAGAUAUUUGUGCCACUAAAUCAACGAUAGAAGAAGAAAAGGAGAAAGCAGUAGAUAAGGAGGAAACUAUCACUGUGAAACCAUCCAAGGAGGAAGAAGUUUCAAUUCAGGAUCAUAGUGUUACUAUCAAACCCAUCAAGGAAGAUAAAGAUACAGUAACAAUUAAGGAGGAAAUUUCUGGUAUCACACCUGCCAAGGAGGAGGAAAGCAAAGACACUGGUGAUGUAAAACCUCUUGGAGAUGUGGAAAAGGCAGAGUUGACAGAUGUUACUUCUGAUGUAAAACUCAUCAAGGAGGAGACAAAAGAAAUCAUCAAGGAUGAAAUUUAUGAAACAGAAAUUAAGGUUAAAGAGGAAGAAAUGGAAAAAGAUAAAGAAAAGAGUGAUAUUACUGAUUCUGUAUCCAUUAAGGAGCAGAAGGAAAAUAACAUAGAUGACACUUCUGUCAAAACCAUGAAGGAUGACAAGGAGGUUGAAAAAAGUGACAUUUCUGAAAAACAGAUAAAAAUGGAGGAGUUUAAAGAGGAGGUAAAGAGUGGUAUAUCUGACCACGAACCCAUUUUGGAGGAAAUUAAGGACACCAGUGUUGAGCAACCCGAGGACACGAAGGAGAAAGAGCCACCAAAAGUUGAAAUCAUCGAGGGGGGAAAGAAAGAUGUAGUCCAACAGGACAGUGGUGACUCUAUCAAACAGGAGACAGAGAAGGAGAUUUACACUCCAACAUUUAGCAUCAAAGAUGAAAACAAAGAGAAAGACGAUUAUCCUAAGAAGGAUGAAAAAGAGGUAGAUCUUCCUGUGAGUCAAACCUCUGAAGAGGAGAAAACUACAAAGGAUAUUUGUGAAGUUAGUGAUCAGCAUAUACAUGAGGAAACAUCUGAUAAGCUUACUGAAAGUCAGAAAGGAAAGGAAACUUUUGGAGCUACAUCAAUAGAAACGCAGCAAGACACUUCUGUAACUACAUCAAGUGAAGACCUGAAACCAGUGAAAGACAUUUGUGUGUCUCCCAGCCACAUCCAGGAGGGGACAAAGGAGCAAGAUAAGGAAGCAAAGGUCAUUAUUAGUCAAGAAGAGAAAAUGGAGAAAGAAAAAGAUGAUGCACACGUUGCUGAACUAAGCAAAGAACAGAAAAUGGAAAAAGAACAAGAAAAAGAAUAUACAUAUGGGACUGAAGACAUCAAAGAUGAAAAGACAAAACCAGAGGAGGAGGAUGAAAAAAUGAUUAAAGAAAAGGAUGUUGCUUGUACAAAGACAGAUGAGAUCACAGAGAAAGAAAAGUAUGACCCCUCUGAUGCAGACCACACCAAAGAGGAGAAAUGGGAGCGAGAGGAAUUACAAGAGAAAGACAUGGACAAAGCCAUUAAACAACCCGCACAGACAGAAAUAGGAGAAGCAGCAACGGUGUCCAAGUCAGAUUACAAACCUGCAUUUGUCGUUCAGUCAUCCGAUGAAGACAGGGAAGAUGAAGAGGAGGAGGACAUUUGUAUGGGAGGAGCAGGCUCCAGACCUUUGUCAGUGGAGCCAAGAAAAUCAGAACAUGACAUCUCCUCUGCAGGUCUGCCCUCAUCCCGAACUAUAGAGACAAGUGACCAAACUAAACCACCAACAUCAGAACAGACCACAGUGAUUAUACCAACACUUACAAUGCAGGAGCCUUCUAUUGAUGAAGAUGUCAAAGAGUUUGGCAAAGAGGAAUCCAGACUUUCACCUGAAGCAGGAAAAGAUGUUGCAGAAACCACACCUGCGCCACUUGCCAAGCCAGAGCCCUCCUUUGAUGUUGUCACAUCAAAAGAAGAGACAACCUCUAUUCCAAAACAAGAAACAGCUUCAGCCAUCUCAGCAGCUAAAGCAGAGGUUCUGUCAGACUCUACUGACAAAAAGCCUGUGUUGUCAACAGUAUCAAGCGCUGACAGUCAACACAGGAGUUGUACGCUUUCAAGCACUGAGAGCCAAUCCAGUGUGGACGAGUCACCACAAGAGAAACAGAUACCGUCUCAGGCAAGCUCAGGACUUGGUGCUACAGAAAAGACAAAGCUGGAUGAAAAACCAGAAAAGGAAGCAGAGCGGGAGAUGGAAGGAGAGCGAGAGGUGGCUUCUCCAGGAUUAUCACAACCCUGUUCAUAUUUUAUGCUGGACAAAGAUUCUGUGGAUGCCAGCCACACUGAAGUUGUAAAAUCAGACACUGCAAAAAUGGAAAGUGUUGAUAAAAUGGCCACAGAGAAGGAAGUGGUAAGUGGAAGCCUCGGAGAUGAAAAGCAAACCUUUGGUGCGUCCAAAUAUGAUCCAUAUGAAAAGCCCAUUCCAAAGGAUCAUGACUUGGACUCUAGAGAAGAAAGUGAGGUUUCUUUAGGUUUUGAUGCCUCUGAUAUGGGUAUUGAUGAUAACAGAAGAACAAGCCAGACAGAGGCUGGAGGAACCAUGUUUCUCCUGGAUGAUCAAUACAAAGAAGAGCCUCUGUCCUUUAGCAGGGUCGACUACAGCCCAGUGUCCCUCACAGAGAGUGAGAGGAGCAGCCACCACAGCCAAAGUGCCUCACCUAAAUUUGAAGACAGAGAGAAAGGCCAGGAGGAAGAGAGGGAGAGAGAAGAAAGACCAGAUACACCUUAUGUUGACAAAAGCUUUUCAUCCAUAGAAAUGCAAGAUAACAAAAUGUCCCAGGCUGCUGAGUCGUAUUCUUUCAGUACCAAAGAGGACAAACCUGAGAAAUCAGAGAAAGAAAAAGAUUAUAUGACCGAAGGUGCUGCAGCAGCUCAAACUGGGGCAACAGGAGAAACUGAUAAGGUUUCUACCAGUGCUGUUCAAUCAGCAGGCCCCUCAUUAAGACAAGAAACACCCUCUCCGCCAUGGAGCCAAUCAGAUCUUGGUCCCCAAGUUUCAACUACUCCUGUAGCUUUUGGAGAAUUCACUGAAAAGAGAACAACAGAAAAAGAGAAAGAAAAAUCUGCUGAAUCACUUAAAGACAAAGUGGAGUCUUCUGAUCAUGAAAGAGAGGGAUCUUCAUCUGGUCGGCAUUCACCUGCAGAAAAAGACAUUUUACCUCAACAAGCAUUACCUUUAGAGAAAGAAGCAACUUCAAGUGAUUCAAGGACUGCAACUGCUCCCACAUUUUUAGGACAUGGAAUAGAUGAUAACGUUUUGGCAUCUGACAAUAGUCAAAUUAGCAGCUCUGCCACUUGUAAAUCCGUGUUAGACUUUCCUGAAGCAAAAGAGAGUCUAAUAGAUAAAAGGUUACUUGUAGAGGGGGAAGAUUUCAAUGUUGAUGAUGAUGAAGACGAAGAUGAGGACGAGGAGGAAGAAGAAGAGGAGGAGUUAAGUGAUAUAGAUAUGGAAAAGGGUGCCAGAGAACAGUCUGAAAAAGAAAUGUGCAGACGUAGCUCUGAUGAUGGUGCUAUGUUAGCAGAAGUAGAAGACUCCAAUAAAAAGUUUCAGUUGCCUGAAUCAAGCUUGCUUAAAGAGGAAACAGUCUUUAAACCAACACCUGAUGAUGCCUCAGCUUCUAAAGUAACAGAAACACACAAGAUGGACAUGAGUAAGAAACCACCAUCUCCAGAAAUAAAAUCACUCAAAGAAGAUGAUACAGCUAGUGAUACAGCCACAUCCAAGCUUCCUGAGACAAGAAGUGAAGAUCUAGGUAAAACAUCUCUGUCACCAGACCAAAGUGCUUACAAAAUGGACGAAAGCAGUUUCACCUCAGCAGAUGUCCCAAAACUUCCCGAAACGAAAAAAGCAGAGGACACAGACAAAAUUAAUUUGUCUCCUGAACAAACCACAAAGAGAAGGUUGUCAUCAGCAGAGGAUUUUACCUCUGCUCAAGUACAAGAGUCGAAAAAAGGAGAUGAAGACAAAGUGUCUCCAUCGCUAAGUUUUUUGACAAAGGAAACUUCUCAAUCAAUGUCCACAAGCAGCAUAACAGGCAUCUUUUUGCCACCUGACAAUUCAGAGUCCAUGGCCAAGGCUACAUCUAGUUCCUCCCCUCCAUUAAGAGGCAGCUAUGCCGAUAUCGGACAGAGCAGAUCUGGAGGUUAUUCUGAGCAUUUUGACAGUGAGGAGAGUCAAGUAGAAUUGAAGGAGGAUGUGCUCUCAGAUGCCUCCCAGCUAUCCAAGGUAAGCCAUGAUACAUAUUACAGCCAAAGAGACAUCCAUGAAGAAAGUCAAGAUGAGAGGCAGACCCCAGAUAUCACUGCAAAACAUGAAGAAACUUCCUCAUCAACUUGCACAUACACCACCUUAACAUACUCUUCUUCAACAUACUCCUCCACAUCGUAUAGUUACUCGUCCUCAGGCACAACAUCUGGACCUUCGAGCCAGCAGUUGGGAGACAAACCUUCCACAACGUUAUCAAGCUGUGAUGUAACUCUAGCCAAAGACGAGCGAUCAUUCACCACUGAGUCUACAAGCUCCUGCUUUGGAGGGUUUCAGAGAGAUGAGUACAUGGAGGUGACAACGAAACCUGCAACAAAAGUGUCUUUGCCCGGCCAAAUUGAAGACACCAAACCACCAUCUCCGAUCUUGUCUAUCACUGCCAAACAGACUGGGGAUCAAAGUGGUUCUGCAAAGCCUGAAACAGACACAAAGUCAAGCACAGAUAGCUUCUCUACGCUAGAAACUAAGAUUACAACAUUCUCUGCAGCCCCAUCUCUACAAAGUACCGAACCUGUAAAAGCGUCAGAAAGUUUACCCACAUCAGAGGCUUGCUUUGAUGUUUCUCCCCUCAAAAGGGCUGACUCUUCUGAUAGGGUGUCCCAAGGGUCAGUGGAAGAUGAGGAGCCUGAUACAAUUGAAAUGGAGGACAGCACCCUACCAUGUCGCAUUGAAUGUCAAAAAAUCAAAGUGGCUGAACAAAAAGAGACUCUUUCAUCAAUAACUGAGUCAUAUGUGGUAGAAAGUACCAUACACUCGACAGAGACGAAGGCAGUCACCAUCACCUCUUCUUCUGCUGUGUCAAAACCUGACGUGGUGAUGGAAAUAACUCAACAGACAGCCCCAGUUACUCCACCAAGUGAUAGUGGUGCUAGCAAAACCACAUGUGCCACAACAGACGUGUCCAAAAUGGAAGAGGGCAAAGAGAAAACGGAUAAAACACCGGAGCUAAAAGAGGAAGAGGCAAAUGUAGCUAUGGCACCUUUGAAGGAAGAUGCAAAGGUGUCUGAAAAAGAAACAAAAGAAAAAGAUGAAAAGACAGAGACUGCUAAAGACAGUGAAGUCAAGCAGAAAAUAGAGGAUAGGAAAUUAGAGGAAAAGACAUGCAAAGACACCACAGAGGAGAAGGUAACCGCUGAUCCAAAGAUGUGUGAAAAAGCCGAAGAUUGUAAGAAAGGACAGGCAGAAGGAGUAGAGGAGAAAAACUUGUUGGAGAAGCCAUCAGAGAGGUUAGAGGUCAGGAGAAAGAGCAGUAUAUCUGAUUGGGAGCUACUACAGAGGCCUGAGGACUGCCCAAGUGCCCCUCCUCCAGGUUAUGGUGAUGAUGAUGAGGAGGAAGAGGAUGAGGAAGCAAUGGAAGCGAUGGAAUGGAUGGCCAGUGUCCACGGUACCUCUGUGUCCUCCUCAAAAGAUACCUAUCACACAGAAACAUCUAGCAAAGGAGCUGCAAAGGCUGAUCGUCCCUCUGAUUUGGACACUAGAGCAACCUCCUCCUCUGCUUCCCAUCCAGGCUACUCCUCCUGUGAAUAUAAACAUCGCAAAGGAGAACUUUCUCCAUCAUUCAUCAACCCGAGCCCUCAUCAGCUCUCCAGUGACGAGGGUGAGGAGGAUGGCCACAGUGACCACUCACAGGAAGGGGAUGAGGAUGAUCAGGAGCAACACUCUGUUAAACGGAGGUCGCACAAGCAAAGGCGCCACCACUCUCCAAGUUAUCAUGGAGAUGCUGGACAGGGGCCACAACAGCUGUCCGGUGGCAUGUCAUCUGGUUUGGCUGUAACAUUAGCUGGAGAGGAAACACCUCCGACGUCAGUCAGCGAGUCGUUGCCUUCACAAUCUGACUCUGACGUCCCUCCAGAAACCGAGGAGUGUCCAUCCAUAACAGCUGAAGGAAAUCUCGACUCAGACGAAGAUGCUGAACAUCUGCCGGUGGACAAAUUAUCUGCAUCUGGAGCUGGAGGGGGUCACCAUCCUUCAUCACCAAGGUCAGCUCAGAAGACUCAUGAUCCCCUCCCAACCCCGAUGAAGGACCCGCUUCCCCACCCUCCCCACCCAGAUGUGUGCAUGGUAGAUCCAGAGGCUCUUCUCAAUGACCACAGCAGCACAGAGAAACUUCUUAAGAAGGAGCACAAGACCACAAAGGGCCUCAGGAAGGGCAAACCAAAGUCAGCCUCCCCUGCUCGUAAGGGCGAGGUCAGAAAGAGGUCGUCAACUCCAGUGAAGCAGACUUCCAAGGACUCCGCCUCACCUCGAUCAGCCUCCCUCAGGAGGAAGGACACAGACAGAAGCUCCAGGCUGAUCAAGAUGUCUGAGACCCAAGGCUCCAGGAGUGAGAUUCUCAACCCGGGGAAAGGCUUGGUCAAUGGUGUCAAGAGCAGUUCAGGUAACAACUCCCAGAAAACUAGCUCAGCCGUCCCCCCUGGACCACCCGUCUACGUCGACCUGGCCUAUGUGCCCAAUCACUGCAGUGCCAAGAAUGUGGACCAGGAAUUCUUCAAGAGAGUGCGAGCUGCGUAUUACGUGGUGACCGGGAAUGACCCAGGCAGCGGUGAGCCAAGCCGUGGAGUCCUGGACGCCCUGCUGGAGGGCAAAGCUCAGUGGGGCUCCAAUUUACAGGUGACUCUGAUCCCGACCCACGACACGGAGGUGACCCGGGACUGGUACCAGCAGACCCACGAGAAACAGCAGGACCUGAACAUCAUGGUUCUGGCCUCCAGCAGCACCGUAGUCAUGCAAGACGAGUCCUUCCCUGCCUGCAAGAUCGAGUUCUGAGCUUCAUGAGCCCCGCUGUGCUUUCCCCCUCCCAUUUUUCCCCUCCCUGUCAUCUGUUUCACUGGAGGUAGAGCAAGAGUGAUGGCACUCUCUGCUUCUUCAAAGCUUCUCGCUCUCUCAUGGUACUAGUCUCAAACACAUUUGCUGCAGUCUUCAAUACGCUAGAUUCUGUUAGCUGAAAUCAAAGUCAAAACUCCAGGUUUAUGCUCUGUGUGACAGUGGGGUUAUCAUGCAAACAAGAACUUACUUUAUGUCUGUUUUCUUCUGUGAGUUAGCCGUCUGCCCUAACACACACUUAUAUUAGCACUAACAAUUGUGAUAAAAAAUGAAAAUCAUUUUCAAUAACAUAAUCACACUUAACAGCUUUCUUUGCGUCAUUAAACACACCAAUAGACAUCAUUAUCCCAUAAAUGCAUAAUGCCACAGUUAAUCUAUAGAUUAGACAGGCGUAGUUCUUAAACUGUUGGCUCUAAUCACAAAUUUAAUUUCUCAUCCAAAGGGAAAAACAAGUGCCAAAACACUGUUAAAAGAAAAAUUUGUAUGAGUUAACUUCUCCAAAAUGUCUCCUAAAUGAAUCAGUCAUCAAUCAUUUGUUAAGAUAUCAUGCACAGUGUUUUUAGAAGGGUAGAAAUCUUUAUUUCUUUCAUGAAGCUUUCUUUUCCAUCAGUGCACAUGACAAAACUCAUCCUUUGCAAUUCUGCUCAUGCUACAGUAGUUUUGGAUUAACUCAAUAAUGACAUAAAUUGAUGUUAUGUUAAAAAAAAAAAAAAAGCACAAAAAAAUGUUCCUUCUUGUCAUUUGUGGUGAAGUUUUAGGAGGUGCCUGAAGUUGACGCUGUUUCAGCUUUCACAGCUUUGCUGGUGCAUGAUGCUUGCGUUUUAGCUCGGACACUUACAGAACUGCAUAGGGUUAUUUCUUUAGCCAGCCUUCAAGUGUGGAAUGCAGUUUAGUGUAGAUAGGUUACGACACUGUUUGGCUGUCUAUGCUCAAGUGAAUUCAAUAGGCGCCAGGCAAAGGAACGAUGUUUGUACACUAAUCAUAUCUCUGCUGGAUGUAAUGGUUCCUCUAAGUCUUUAUCAUGGUCUUUGUUGGUUGUAUGUAAUCCAAUAUACACAUAGGGUAAAUGUUUCUAUAUCAAUACAGAGGUUAUGUUAAAUAAAUUAUAUAUUUUGUGAUGAUGCAGCAAAUUAUGAUCCAAGAUGAAUGCAGCGUUUUUUGGAUCGUGCAUUUAAGAAGGUUUAAUUAACAAUUCUGUCAUUUCCUCCUGUUCAGCUACAUUUUACUGUCUGUCAUUAUCACAAAGCGAUCGACAAAACAAGCAGUGACUGUGACAAAUGUAGCAAUGAAAGCUCGUCCGCUUGUCCCUUCAGACGGAAGGUCACGCCAUUUUUAUAUUUAUUAUUGGGGUAAUUUUUCAGGAAAAGAAAAUGACGUGAAGUGUGUUACAGGAGGCUUCUUUCAUGUGCCUUUAGCUUGUGGUUUUGGAGAGAGGGGGAUAUUUUAAGGACAUGUCAGCCAUUUUGAGGCAGAGCCAGAAACCAGGGUAAAUCAAAGAAACCAAGUACACAGCUUUGAAAUAGAGGACCAAUCGUUUCAAAUGGUACACGCACAAACCUUAUCCACACCAAGGACACUUUGAAAUAGUAUACUAACAUGGAAAUAACUUUGGAGCUCUGUAAUACAAUUAAGCAUUAAUUCUGCACAUCCUGAAAUGCCAUUUAGCCAAACCAAUAUGAAUGUUUUCAAGCAAGGUAUUGCACCAAAUAGGAAUGUACUUUUCUGAGGUGGGAGAGAAGAGUUUAGAAGAUGGAUUUUUGUUUGUAGUUGAAGCACAGAAAGUUAGCAUAGUAGCAGAGAAGAACUCUAAUAUAAUAUGUAAUAUAAAAACAAUUACCUAAUCUUAAUCCCAGAGUAAUAUCUAUAGAAUGAGCAUGAAUGUGAUGGUUAUGAUUGUACUGGACGCAUUAUAAAUAGGAAUGUCUCUGAAGUAGUUCUGUGUGUGCCUGUGAGUAUAUGAUGCACACUGAGUAGCUGUUUUCAGUAUGAAAGGUCUUUCUGCUUGUUCAUGGCCAGAUUUGAGAUAAGCUCACAUUAUAUUUACACAAGUUUUAUUUCUUCAUAUAUAUCAGAUAAGUAGUAUAUUUGCAAUUAAUUCUGGUUUCAUGUUCUUUAAAUUUGUGCAAUUCUGAUUUUUUUUUUUUUUUUUACAUUUUAGUCUGAAUAGGAAAUACAUUUCUGCCAAGAUGGCUCAUCACAUGCUUAUUAUUUUUGUUUAUUGAAGACUGAUUUGAGGCUAGGGGACCGGCCAGGCUGGGCGAGGCAUGGGGAGGCUUGGAUGUUCAGAAAGGACUUUGUUCGAGCUAUUGAUGACAGACUGAUUGUCAGGUUGUUGCCAACUAAAAGCAGGGACAAGCCUCUGCUUGCAGAGAUUAAUUUCACUUAAUUCUUUCCCUAAAUCUGAUUUAAAAUAUGGAACAAACUCCACAGAAGGCUGGAGUUUGUUGUUAACUUGUGCUAGCCUGUGACCAGUGCCAUUUUCUUUCUCUGUAAAACUCAUAACGCUCACACUACCUUAUACCUCAUCUUCCACAGCCUCCAUGCUCUUUGCUCUGCCUGGCUUCCCUUUAGUUUUACAAUGUAUGCACUGUGUAAGAGGCAGACAUAGCUUUUCUUAUCCUACUAGGAAGAAUCUGAGUUUGAUGCAGGUUGUAUAUUAAACAGCUGGGCACGCACAAGUACACACAUGCACGCACACACUAGUGUGGAGAAAGCUGAUUAACUGAGGGCCACGUGUGCACACUGAGGGGACAGUGAAGGUUCAAAAUGACUCCCUUAAAAACAGUUUAAAUGUUUGUUAAGCAAUCGAUCAAGCAAAAAGUCCUUUUCACCCCUUGUUCGAUGCUGUCUGGAAAUGUGUCCAAAAAGCCAACAAGAAGCUUUUUAAUGUAUGGAUCAGAUUUUGUGAAAGGUCUGAUAUGUUGUACUGUCUUUGAAUAAUGUUUUUAAGUUGGCAGAUUCCAAAUACCUGGCCUUGAGAUUUUCAAGGCAUCAGUAGAACGCUGUGAAUCACUCAAUACUGAACUGUGUGACUAUAACGAAGCUGAAUGCACUAUACAGGAGAUCUAUUUUUCUGAAUGUAGAGUUGGUACUACCAUGCGAAUGCUGCUGGAUCAAAACAAUAGACAAAAAAAGAAAUAAAUAAAAACCACAAAAAAAAAAAAAAAAACAUUUACACCAACCUAGACAUAAAUAAAUUUUAGGGAGCACAGAAAAAGGGCACAUGCUGCUUUCUGUUUUGACAAAUUGUCAAAUUGUCAUUGUCAGUUGUGGUUCUGCCCCAGAGGAGGAGGAGAGUUUGACGUGUCAGAAAGCAACUGAGA